Molecule: messenger RNA, 1867 nt
Organism: Armigeres subalbatus
Lineage: Eukaryota; Metazoa; Arthropoda; Insecta; Diptera; Culicidae
Product: pre-mRNA-splicing factor CWC25 homolog
Exons: 3
Coding region: 172-1818 (548 amino acids)
Biological process (GO): mRNA splicing, via spliceosome
Cellular component (GO): U2-type spliceosomal complex
Source: RefSeq, a predicted model, not a curated record
GUCGGAUCCCGGUUCGAAUUUUUCCAAUUUUUCAAUCUUCUCGCAAUAUACUGUCGGAGUUUGCUUGCGCGACAACAAAACAAAAUAUUGUGAUAAUUUCUCAAGCAAAUCAAGGAAAUUAGGAAAAUUUGUUACAAUAACUUAAUUUCGAUUUCUCAAAAAGUGCACACCAUGGGUGGGGGUGAUUUGAACACCAAAAAAUCUUGGCACCCAAAUACAUUCAAGAACCAGGAACGCGUCUGGAAAGCAGAACAAGCGGAUGCAGCUGAAAAACGGAAACUGGCUGAACUGCAACAUGAACUAAACGAGGAGCGCAAUCGGGAGGAGUUGAAAAGCAUCGCCAAGAAAUCCGGCCUGAUAGCAGACACCGAUGGCGAUCGUAAGCUGGAAUGGAUGUACAAAGGACCGCAGGUCAAUCGGGAGGAGUAUUUGCUCGGUCGUACGGUAGACAAAAACUUCGAACAGUUGGACGCACAGGAGAAAGCGGGUCCGAGUGUUGGAAUAACGCAACCCAAGAACCACGUAGAGCAUGAGUGCAUCCCGUUUUCGAUCCGGCAGUACAAGGGCCUGGAGGGAACGGACCAAGUUGAUAUUACCCGCAAACUGAUGGAGGAUCCACUGAUGGCCAUUAAGCAGAAAGAAAUUGAGAGCAGGCAAAAAAUUCUCGAAAAUCCGGUCAAGUUAAAGGAACUCCACCGGCUGCUGAAGAGCGACAAAAGUAUCAAAAAUCGAAAAAGCAAGAAGAAAGAGAAGAAGGAGAAAAAAAAAAAAUCCAAGAAAAAUAAAAAGCAUUCUGAGUCUAGCGCAGGGUCAGAUUCAGAUGAUGAAAGCAAAGAUCUUGAUAAGCUUCUAGCCGAAAAAUAUAAGAAAGUUCAGAAUGCCAUGGGGCAAGAAAAAGGCGAAGAAGUCGGUUUAGACAAGCUUUUGACCAUGAAAUACCAAAAGUUGUCUAAGGAGCUCAACAAAAUGGCCAAGCAUAAAAAGUCCAAGAAAAAGAAACGUAAAAGUAAUAGCUCCGAGUACUCCGAUUCAGAUUCUGAUUGCGACUCUCAGACUAAAAAACAAAAGUCUGUUACAAAGGAUAGGAGGCCUGCGUAUGCUGCGAAACGUCGAAGUAGAUCAAGAAGUCACGACAGAAACCGCGACAGCCGAGACAGAAGGUACAGAAAUGUCUCAAAAAGUCCGGAACAUAGCCGUAAACAUUAUGUGGCAGAUAGAGAAGGUAAACACCGGAUACGGAGUCGUGAACGCGGACGUUCCCCUGAUUUUAAACGUAAUCGUUCUCGUUCUAAAGAUCGAGAACAUCGUCGUAAAUCGCCCUCGCCAUCAAGCUCCAGCUCUGAUUCUGCUACUAACCGUCAGAAAUAUGACUCUGAUGACGGAAGACAUCCGCCUGCGGCCAAGAAUUUCGGCUUAGUCUCCGCAUCCGGCAAAAAGUUGGAAUUAUCUAAGCGAGAUGAGGUACGCCUGUACAAGCGAGAGGAAAUCAAAGCUCAUCAGUCGAGUCAGAAACCGUCAUACACCAGACCGGAACGGAAGAAGCCGCUUACCGAACAGGAAAUGGAAGCCCAGCGCAAUGCAAUGCUAGACAAUGCCAGCUGGAGGGACAAGGAGCGCAAGAAAAAUGUGAAACGAUACGAAGACGAAGAACGAAGGCAAGACCAGAAGGAUCAUGCGAGAAAGUACGACAAGGAUUUCGUCAACAAACAGUUCAAACAUGCUGCCAACAAUGAAACGGUCGAGAAACGUAUCAAGUCGAACAGAAAUAAUAUCCAGCGAUCCGGUGGGGCUAUGAAUGAUAAUUUUGCAAAACGCUAGAGUGGGUGAAAAGAAUAAAAUAGAAAAUAAAUGCUCAGCUGCGAUAGCA